AUGGCAAUAAGAGCUUACAUUACUACAUUGGCUUCAUCCAUUCAAGCUGCUGAAAACAGUCGAGAAAAAGUCAAAGGUUCAAGAUUCAGAAGCACAACAAGGAUUACAGACAGUAAUGGACUAGGAGAAGGAAGAAGAGCAAUCCUGCUUGCAACUUUGGCUGCUGUUAAUGACUCAAAGACUGAACUUCUUCAAAAGUACUUGAAGAAAUCAGAGGAAAACAAAACCAAGAAUGAUAAGGAGAGACUAGACAGCUAUUACAAGCGCAAUUACAAGGACUACUUUGCUUUUGAAGAAGGCACAUUGAGACAGAAGAAAGAACUUACUGAAACAGAAAAGGGUAUUCUUGAUUGGCUUGAUGCUAACAAAUAAAAUGUACUCUCUUCCAAUUGAUGUAAAAGAUGUUAGUCUAGUUUUUCAAGAAUUCCUUGUAUUUGAUCAAAAACUAUAUUUGCAACAAUCUCAGGGGAGAAUUUGUUGAUCA
This is a messenger RNA of Lactuca sativa (garden lettuce), 484 nucleotides long. RefSeq names its product photosystem I reaction center subunit N. The record is from RefSeq and is a predicted model, not a curated record. NCBI's taxonomy places the organism in Eukaryota, Viridiplantae, Streptophyta, Magnoliopsida, Asterales, Asteraceae. Gene Ontology annotation, cellular component: photosystem I. Gene Ontology annotation, biological process: photosynthesis.